AUGGCCAAUAGCAACCAAGGCCCAGUACAAGGUCAAAAUGCUCAACAACCAACAUUAUAUCGACAACGUUUUUAUACCAGGCCAAUGGCUCAAAGUGCUUUGGUCUUUGAUGGUAAAAGAAUGCGAAAAGCCGUCCAAAGAAGAACCAUUGAUUACAAUGCAUCAGUUAUUCGACAAUUAGAGAGUCGCGUAUGGCAAAGUGAUUACCGUGAUCAGCCUGUUAUACAGCCGGAUCCUUUAUAUUUUAAUAGUCUUUUGCCACCGUCUAGUAUGAAGCAGAAUCCUAUGAACGCUGUAACUACAAAAUUUGUUAGAACCUCGACAAAUAAGCAAAGAUGCCCCAUCUUUUGUGUAGUGUGGACGCCGGAAGGACGACGAUUAAUAACUGGCGCAUCCAGUGGCGAAUUCACAUUAUGGAAUGGACUAACAUUCAAUUUCGAGACUAUUCUACAAGCACACGAUACAUCUGUUCGCUCUAUGAUCUGGAGUCAUAAUGACACUUGGUUGUUAACAACUGAUACCGGAGGCUACAUAAAGUAUUGGCAAUCUAAUAUGAAUAAUGUACAAAUGUUUGAAGGUCAUAAGGAAGCAAUUAGAGAGGCUUCGUUUUGUCCAACCGAUAUUAAGUUUACCACGUGUUCAGAUGACGGUACUGUCAAAAUUUGGGAUUUUCUUCGAUGUGAAGAGGAAGUUACUCUUCGAGGGCACGGAGCCGAUGUCAAAUGUGUUGACUGGCAUCCACAAAAGGCUAUGAUUGCUUCCGGUAGUAAAGAUAGCCAGCAACCUAUCAAACUAUGGGAUCCUAGAAUUGGAAGUAGUAUCUCGACGUUACAUCUACAUAAAAGCACGGUCAUGGAAGUCAAAUGGAAUAAAAACGGAAACUGGUUGUUAACUGCUUCAAGAGAUCAUUUGCUAAAAAUAUUUGAUAUUAGAGCAAUGAAAGAGUUGCAAACUUUUAGAGGUCAUAAAAAAGAAGCCACAGCCGUUGCAUGGCAUCCUGUUCAUGAAGGACUAUUUGCAAGCGGUGGUUCAGAUGGUGCUAUGUAUUUUUGGAUAGCUGGUUGCGAUAAAGAAGUUGGUGGAAUUGAACAAGCGCAUGAAGGCAUGAUUUGGAGUCUCGCUUGGCAUCCUUUGGGUCAUAUUCUUUGUUCUGGUUCUAACGAUCAUUCCAGUAAAUUCUGGACUAGAAAUAGACCUGGGGAUAAAAUGAGAGAUAAAUACAACAUGGGUGCACUAGGUAGUAGUAACAUUUUAGAUGAAAACGAUCAAGCUGGUAAGCUGUUAUGUCCUUGUUGA
Molecule: messenger RNA, 1296 nt
Organism: Trichoplax adhaerens
Lineage: Eukaryota; Metazoa; Placozoa; Uniplacotomia; Trichoplacea; Trichoplacidae
Exons: 10
Coding region: 1-1296 (431 amino acids)
Cellular component (GO): mRNA cleavage and polyadenylation specificity factor complex
Molecular function (GO): protein binding
Source: RefSeq, a predicted model, not a curated record